This is a messenger RNA of Trypanosoma conorhini, 915 nucleotides long. RefSeq lists its product as uncharacterized. The transcript has a single exon. NCBI's taxonomy places the organism in Eukaryota, Euglenozoa, Kinetoplastea, Trypanosomatida, Trypanosomatidae. The record is from RefSeq and is a predicted model, not a curated record. The coding region runs from base 1 to 915 and encodes 304 amino acids.
AUGUCAAACGAUCCGUCGAUGAACACUGCGCUGCUGAACUUCUGCACAUCUGUCAGCGCGGGGUCGGGAAACGGAACUCGCGGCGCAGCCCCGCAUCGCAACCCGGAGGAGUUGCAGUGGCUUAAGGAGGCGCUGGCGUCCGUUGAGGCGCCGGAGCGGCAGAUCAAACGUCUUUUGGAAACUGUCUCACGCGAUGAGGUCACGGAGGACGAGUGCGUCGCCGCGCUUGAGGAGCUGAGUGAGUUGGUUGAGGACGUCAAUUGGGCUAUUGAGUUCUCGCUCAUGAGUGGUCACCGCGUCUUGCUGGAGCUGCUGCGCAGGGAACAGCUGGCGCCGAAAAGCGAGCAGGUUCGUCAGGCGGCGGCGAUGGUCAUUGCCCACUCUGCUCAGCUUAACGAGAGAGUGCAAAAGUGUUUUGAGGAGGCGCAAUGGCAGGCGGUGCUGCUGCCAUUGCUGCGAGAGGAGAAGUCUCCUGCUGCAUUGGCCGCUCUCCUGCACAGCUGUAGCUGUCUUUGUCGUGAGUACGCCCCAAAUGUCCUUCUUUUUAGCAAGGCCGGGGGAAACGAACUCAUCGUUGCCAUGUUGGCAGCGCAUGGUUUGGAAGGAAGCAACGACAAGAAGAUUCUUAAGCGGGUGCUGUUUCUCCUAAGUUAUCUCGCGGACGUGCUCGAUAUCGCCACAGAAGAUCUGCUUCGCUGCAUCUCUGUGCAUGCCGCGAACACGGAUGAAGACGUGCAAACCUCUGUGGCGCAAGUCCUCAUUGUCUGUGCCAAAAAAUCCUGCGCCAUUGUCAAGCGGGUGUUGAAUGAGGUGGCGCCCGAGUGUCCCGCACGCUGGAGGAGCGCCUUGCUUGACGAGGACGACCCCAGGAAGCAGCUGGUACGUAAACUGGAGAAAGAGGACCACGACGGAUAA